CGAGUGACGUAGCGUGUGACGCGCCGCGCCUGGCCCGUCUGCUUCCGGGUUGCUUCAGGGGCAGCAUGUGUUUGUAGCGUUUUGGAUUUUAAAACGAAAAUCUAAACUCUGACUUCUGGUUAAUAGAUCGUCAACAUGAGCAGCCAAAAAGGCAACUCUUCUCGUUCGCGGCCACAGAAGCAUAAAAACAGUGUGGCCUUCAGAAACGACAAAUACGGAGCCACCAUACAAGUGAAGAUAGCAAACUCGAAAAUCCAUAAUGGGCUCUGUCAAAGAUGCAAAGAUGUGUUGGAAUGGAAAGUGAAGUACAACAAAUAUAAAUCGUUGACACAGGCAAAGAAAUGUGUGAAGUGUUUCCAGAAGAACGUGAAAGAUGCAUAUCACAUCAUGUGUAAAGCCUGCUCGAUCCAGCUUGAGCUCUGUGCCAAGUGUGGGAACAAGGAGGAGAUAGUUAUUCCAAUAAAUCCUGAAGUGGAGGAGGAGGGUGAGCAAGGAGAAGAGGGUGACAAGAAGAAGAGACUGAGAAAGAGGAAGGAUUUGGAGGAUGAUGAUGAUGAUCUAAGUGACUUUGGGAGUGACGACGAUGAUGAUGAUGGUGAUGAUGAAGACGAAGACAGUGACUCCAGACCAAGGAAGACGCUCAACAAACUGCCUGUGCUCCCUGAUAUCUCUGGGGCCACCAUAAAAGACUGAAUUCACGAUUGGGUUUCAUUUCAUUGCCCAUUACAUUAUCCUUGAUAUGCUCCCGGAUCAUAAUAUUGGUUUGUAUUUACCAAGCGUUCUUUUUUGUUAUGUGUUAUUGAUCCGCUGUCAGAGAAGUUGUCGACGUGCUGAACUGACUUUUGAAUAAAGAGCUUAGGUCUGUUGAAGCGCGAUACGUUUCUCACCAUUGGUCUGUAGAGCAGUCCAGGCCAGUCUUGGCUCUGUCAUCUUGACAUCGCUCAGGAAGUGUUGUGUGUGUGGAAAGCACCCAUGACGAUGUUGCAAGCUCGGAGUCCACCUUCAUGGCCUUUGAGGCCGAGUCAUGCUAGGGCUCUGGACUGGGGCAACAUUACUUCCUGUUCCGAGUUGAGUUGCUAUUGUCGGUGUAAAAGAGGCAUAAUCUGUAGUCGUUACCCCAGACUCAUUAAACUGACUCAAAGUUAA
Molecule: messenger RNA, 1146 nt
Organism: Gadus macrocephalus (Pacific cod)
Lineage: Eukaryota; Metazoa; Chordata; Actinopteri; Gadiformes; Gadidae
Gene: c6h9orf85
Product: chromosome 6 C9orf85 homolog
Exons: 4
Coding region: 136-693 (185 amino acids)
Source: RefSeq, a predicted model, not a curated record